This is a messenger RNA of Phycodurus eques (leafy seadragon), 7381 nucleotides long. It is a transcript of the gene cenpe, whose product is annotated as centromere protein E. Gene Ontology annotation, biological process: mitotic cell cycle; microtubule-based movement. Gene Ontology annotation, cellular component: microtubule. Lineage: Eukaryota; Metazoa; Chordata; Actinopteri; Syngnathiformes; Syngnathidae. Gene Ontology annotation, molecular function: microtubule binding; plus-end-directed microtubule motor activity; ATP binding. The record is from RefSeq and is a predicted model, not a curated record. The transcript has 51 exons. The coding region runs from base 34 to 7299 and encodes 2421 amino acids.
GCUCAGCUGCAACGCUAGUGAACAAGUGACAACAUGGCUGAGGAGUCGGCUGUGAAAGUUUGCAUUCGAGUCCGCCCUAUUCAUAGAGAAGAAAGCGAUCCAUCACAACGGACAGAGCCUGAUCAGGUCUUUUGGAAAGCAAAUAAGAAAUUAAUUCAGCAGAUUGAUGAUGGAAACUUGACAAAGAGUUUCAGUUUUGACCGAGUGUUCAUUGCCGAAGAGACAACCAAUCAAUUAUACCAGGAUAUUGCAAAGCCGUUGGUUGUUUCAACCGUUGAAGGAUACAAUGGUACCAUAUUUGCUUACGGUCAGACAGCCUCUGGAAAGACAUUCACAAUGAUGGGAAGUAACCAUAUUCCUGGUGUCAUACCACUGGCUAUUGAUGAUGUUUUCCAAACCAUUAAAAAGUGUCCAAAGAAGGAGUUUCUUCUCAGGGUGUCUUACAUGGAAAUAUACAAUGAAACCGUGACUGAUCUGCUUGUUGACAGCUGGAAAAGAAAACCGUUGGAAGUCAGAGAGACCACCAAUAAAAAUAUCUAUGUUGCUGACCUGACUGAGGAACUGGUGACUUCUCCUGCACAAGCUCUGGCCUGGAUUCGUAAAGGAGAGAAAAACCGUCACUAUGGAAUGACAAAAAUGAACCAGCGCAGCAGCCGUUCACACACCAUUUUUCGAAUGAUCCUAGAGAGCCGUGAAAGAAGUGACCUUGCAUCAGGUGAAAAUGCAGAUGGAGCCAUCAUUGUUUCCCAUUUGAAUUUGGUUGACUUGGCUGGGUCAGAGAGAGCAAGCCAAACAGGGGCUGAAGGUACACGCUUGAAAGAAGGCUGCAAUAUCAAUCGCAGCCUGUUCACACUUGGCCAAGUGAUAAAGAAGCUUAGUGAAGAAAGCCCAAGUGGUUUCAUAAACUACAGAGACAGUAAGUUAACGCGCAUUCUUCAGAACUCCCUCGGUGGAAACGCCAAAACAGUCAUUCUCUGCACAAUCACAACUACAUUCCUUGAUGAGACGCUUCGCACUCUGCAGUUUGCAUGCACUGCAAAAAAAAUGAAGAAUGAUCCCCAUGUCACAGAAGUAUCUGAUGACGGUGCGCUGCUCAAAAGAUAUCGAAAUGAAAUUGUAGACCUCAAGAGGCGACUUCAAGAGGUUUCCUUGGUAACGCAAACCACAGCAACAGAGAGAGAGGUGCUCUCUCAGCUUCUCCAAGAAAAAGAACAACUUCAAGGAGAGCAAGCGGACAGAAUAAGAAACCUCACCAAACUGCUGGUCACAAGCACCAACUUGAAUCGUGUACAAAAGGUGCCCAAACGCAGGGUUACAUGGGGAGGAAAAAUGGCUCCCCCAUCUACCAGUGAAGGUGGUCUGUCAGACCUUAGCUUUGCUUGCUCUGUCAGUCAGAAGAGAAAAGCCUCCUGUGUGAUUGAGGCGAUUGAAGAAGAUGAAGAAUUUGACACUCACUGGGAGAUUCCUGAGGAGCCAUUUGAUGACACAAACUCAAGCGAUGACUUUGUUACACUCCGUAGCUUUGGAAACCGGUCAGUCGACAGAGUGGCAGAACUGGAGCUCCAACUUCAAACAUUAGACCAGCAAAACCAGCAAGCCUUGGAUCAAAUUCAGGCAAUGGAUGAGAAGGCAGCAAAUUUUGACCUCAAGCUCAAAAGUGAAGCUCAACAGAAAGCUGAGGCCAUUGACAAAAUAGAGUUGCUGGAGCUGUCUGUGGCAGAGCUAAAAAAACAACUUGAAGAACAGAGCCAAAAGCAGUGUGAAUUUGAUAAACAGAUGGGAAGAGAUUUUGCAGAGACUGUCCAGCUUUGUGAGAUUCUAGCCACAGAGAAGGAUAUGCUUGCUUCUGAACGAGAUUACCUAAAACAGGAGUUGGGCAUUUUCAUGGAGCAGACCCAAAUAUUGGAGAAAGAGAGAGCUGCUAUUUCACAAGAGCUGGAAGAAAACCGGCAACUGGAGGAGUUCAAAUCUCUUGAGAAAAACUUUGGAAAAGAGCUUGAGAAUGAGCUGCAAGAUGAAAUAUGCUCGUUGAAGAAGGCUCUAGAAUCCCAUGACCUCCAGUGCUCGGAACUUAAGAAACAUUUAGAGACCGUCUCCGAAGAGCUGAUGAGGAAGACCAAAAUUGCUGAUGAUCUUCAGGAUAUGUUUGGCAAGGACUUGGCUCAAGAAGUGGCAAAGCUUCAUCGCUCUCUCGAUGAUGCGGAGGGCCUAGGCAGAGAGACAAAGAAAGAAUGGGCAUUCCUGCGAAGUGAAAACAUUGGCCUGAAAGAGUUGAAGAAUACCCUGACUGUCAGCCAUGAGAAGAUGGAAGCUGAGGUCAACAGCCUGCGUUUUCAACUUGAGUCUGAGAAAUCAAAAUUCAGGAAGAUGCAGAUCGACCUCCAGAAAGAGCUCAAUGUUGUGUUUAACGAGAACACCAAGCUAACCACUCUACUCGAUGGCAAAGUCCCCAGAAAUAUGAUGGAUAAUGUGGAACUUGAGAGAACAGUGAUCAACCUGAAAAAAGAGCUGACGGCAUCUCAGGAAGCAGAGGGAGUACUGAGAUCUCAGCUGGACGAACUGAGGUCAAUUCAGGCUCACCCAAAUGAAGUGAACAACCUGGAGAAGAUUGCUGCUGAAGAGAUGGAGAAACGAGAGUUGGAGGUCACAGCUCUUACAGCAGAGAGAGACCAGAUCCGGAUGGAUCUGCAAGAAAAUAUAGAUAUGAUGAUUGAGAAUCAGGAGGACCUUAGGACUGCUCAUGGGAAAAUAGUUGCUCUGAAACAACGGAUCAAGCAGCUGGAGAGUUCCCAAACAGCUCAUGUAGGAAAGCCUAUUGAUGACAUGACUGCAGAGAUUGAGACGCUUCAAACACAAAGAGAGCAACUUCAGGCUACUCUACAAGUGGUCAGUGAGCAGAAAACACAACUCGAAGCAGAGCUGCAGCGGUUUAUUGAUGGGGCUGCAGUGAAUCAAAGCCGUCUACAUUCCCUCGAAUCUCAGCUUGAAGAGCAAAUUCAGAGAAAUAAUGAUGUUGAAAGAAUGGGUCUAGAGAAGCAAGCUCAGCUGGAACAUCAGGUUGAAGAGUCUCAACUUCUUCUACAUUCCCUUCAAGAUGAGUUUGAAGACAUGAAGCAGAAGAACUGUAAUCUUGUCAAAGUCAAUGAAGAGAAGGAGUUUGAUUUAAAGCAAAGUAUAAAGGUUUUGAGUGUAGAGCUUGAAACUGUAAAAGCAGAGAGGGAUGGCUUAUGUGUCAACAAAGAAGGUGGUCAUCAGACCUCCAUGGAAGAGACUCAGACGUUGAUCUGCAGAUUGACAUUGAUAAGUGAAGAGAGGGAUCAGCUCCUUGAGACAGUGGAGGGAAUGAGACAGAAGAAGAUCCAGCUCAGAACAGAAGUGGAGGAAACAAUGAAGAGUGAGAGCCUGCCAGAGCUCAGUCUGGCUCAAGAGAAGAUCGUAGUUCUACAGGAAGAGGUUGACCUGUUGAGGAAUGGAAACCAAGAUGCUGGCAAAUUUCAAGAACUUCAAAAUCAGAUUCAGAGGCUGUCUGAGGAGCUUGAGUUUGUCGUAACAGAGCGAGACCAUGUCCAAUCUGAGAUGGAGAAACUGAUGUGCCAAGUGACCUGUCUCAGUGAAGAGCGAAAUCAACUGCAGGACCAACUUGAGGUACUGGGACAGGAGACGAGCCAGCUCAGCGCAGAACUGGAGGCCAUUACAGGAACAUAUCAACUUGAGACAGCAGCUUUAACAGAGAAAUGUGUGCGUGUUGAAGCUGAGAAAAAUGUCCUACUUGCUGAGAAGCGCUCCACUGACGAAUUGGAGAAGCUGACUUGCAGGGUGCUGUCUCUCAGUGAGGAGCGAGCUAUGUUGCAAAAGACACAGGAGAUUGUCAGCCAGGAGAAAAAUGAGCUCGCAGCGAAGCUGGAGGAUGUGACAGUAACAUAUGAAGCAGAGAAAAUGCAUUUACUUGAGAAGUUAGCCCUAGCUGAAGCUGACAAAGAUGCUCUACUGGCUGAGAAGGAAAGUAGACGCCACAGCUCUGCUGUGGCGUCUACUCUGGAGCUGACUUGCAAAGUGAAUUCUCUCAGUGAGGAACGAGCUCAAUUGCAGGAGACACUGGAGAUAAUCAAUCAAGAGAAAAAUGAGCUUGCAGUGAAGCUGGAGGAUGUGACAGGAACCUAUCAAGCAGAGAAAAUGCAUUUACUGGAGAAAUUUGAAUUAGUUGAAGCCGAGAAAGAUGUUCUACUGGCUGAGAAGGAAAGUAGAUGUUUGAGCUCUGCUGAGGAAUUGGAGAAGCUGACUUUCAAAGGGAAUUCUCCCUUUGGGGAACGAGCUCAAUUGCAGGAGACAAUGGAGAUACUCAAUCAGGAGAAAUAUGAGCUUGCAGCGAAGCUGGAGGAUGUGACAGGAACAUAUGAAGCAGAGAAAAUGCAUUUACUUGAGAAAUUAGCACUAGCUGAAGCUGAGAAAGAUGCUCUACUGGCUGAGAAGGAAAGUAGAUGUCUGAGCUCUGCUGAGGAAUUGGAGGAGCUGACUUUCAAAGUGAAUUCUCUCAGUGAGGAACGAGCUGAAUUGCAGGAGACACUGGAGAUGCUCAAUCAGGAGAAAAAUGAGCUUGCAGCGAAGCUGGAGGAUGUGACGGGAACUUAUCAAGCAGAGAAAAUGCAUUUACUGGAGAAAUCUGAAUUAGUUGAAGCCGAGAAAGAUGUUCUACUGGCUGAGAAGGAAAGUAGAUGUUUGAGCUCUGCUGAGGAAUUGGAGAAGCUGACUUUCAAAGGGAAUUCUCCCUUUGGGGAACGAGCUCAAUUGCAGGAGACAUUGGAGAUACUCAAUCAGGAGAAAUAUGAGCUCGCAGCGAAGCUGGAGGAUGUGACCGGAACAUAUGAAGCAGAGAAAAUGCAUUUACUGGAGAAAUUUGAAUUAGCUGAAGCUGAGAAAGAUGUUCUACUGGCUGAGAAGGAAAGUAGAUGUCUGAGCUCUGCUGAGGAAUUGGAGGAGCUGACUUUCAAAGUGAAUUCUCUCAGUGGGGAACGAGCUCAAUUGCAGGAGACACUGGAGAUACUUAAUCAGGAGAAAAAUGAGCUUGCAGCGAAGCUGGAGGAUGUGACAGGAACUUAUCAAGCAGAGAAAAUGCAUUUACUUGAGAAAUUGGCACUAGCUGAAGCUGCGAAGGAAAAUAGAUGUCAGAACUCCGCUGAGGAAUUGCAGAAGCUGACUUGCAGUUUAAUGUCCCUCAGUGGGGAACGAGCUCAGUUGCAGGAGAUACUGGAAGAACUGGAGCAUGACAAAAAACAGAUCAGAACAGAGUUGCAGGACAAGAUGAGCAUGAUCUCUGCAAUGCAAGAAAAGUUGAUUAAGCAGAAUAAGCUCAAUUUGCUGCAGGAGGCGGAGAAGACCAACCUUCAACAAGAGGUACAGCAGCUGGAGGAGCAGCUAAAAAUUUUAAAGGAAAAGCAAUCCGAGGUUCAAGCUGAGUCAAACGCGUCACAGCAGUUGCUCACUGAAGCAAAGGCAACCAUCUCUGUACUCAAUGAGAAGCUUAGAAGUUGUGACCAGAACAUGACCGAUUCCAAGGUGACAGCAUCAUCGAGGUUGCAUGAUUCAACUGUGCGACUUGAGGAGUUAUUUGGAAGAUUCCAGAAAUUUAUAGACUCGUGCAUCGAAGCUCACAAAGCAGUCAAAGAGGAUAGCCUCAGGAUUGAAUAUUUCCUGAAUGACGAUGACGCCUUUCCUCAAGCCACAAAUGACGCCCACAAGAUGGUCUGCGGCCUGGGACACAAGAAUUUCACGACUCUCUUUAAUAUUAUUGAUGCCCUUCUGAAAAAGGCUAAGCUAUACAGGAUAGAUUUUCGGCAGUUAGUUGAAUACGACGUGUCCAGCUUUGAGGAGUGGCGCUUGCAGGAUGUGUUGCAAUGCAGAUCACAGGCACCUGGCUUUACGCUGAAAGACCUGGACUGUUGCUCAGGCCAGGGACACAGACUGAGUGAACUGGUCCAAAAAAGACAGUUCUACAUGCAGAAAAUGAACAGCAUUUUGGAGAACCUCUGGGAAGGCUUGGAUUCUUACCGCGAUGAACAUUCAGCAGAGGUCCGAGAAAGGGCCAGGUUCUUAAAGCAGGUGCAGGAUGAGUACAACAGGCGGCCAGUCGUCGUGAGUAGGCUCGACUGCCUCUUUCGCGUUGAGGGCGAUGGCAGAUCUGCAGUGUCACAACGCAGAACAUUGAUUUGUAAGAGCAUCCUUGAUGAAUGGAAAGUUCAGGAUCAGGAAUUGCAGCAGCUGAGUGCGCAGGCUCAACGCCAGUGGCGAGAAGAAAAAAACAAGCGCCUUACUCUGCAACAGAUACUGGAGGAACCUCCAGCAAGGUCAGAGCAGUCUUUGCUCGGCAACAACCAGCAACCUGGUCUACUCCCUCAAUCUGAGGAGAAAGUAAAAGCUAAGCAGCAAGAAGAGGACCAGCUGAAAGCGAACAGUUGCGUCUCUGACCACGUGAUGGUCCUUCAGCGACUCAAGACAGAACUGCUGGCGAGCCAGGCACAAGUUGAAGAGCACAAGAACACUGUCAAAACUCUCAAUAAUCAGUUGCAAGAGUCUGAGAAACGUGCAUCACCUUGUUCUGCUGAGCUGCAGAAAGUCCAAACCCAACUGUUCAAGAUGCAAUUGGAGUUGAACGCUGCUUCCGAUAAGCAUCAACACGAGAUCCAGAAGAUGACCGUUGUUCUCAAUAUGAAGGAAGAGUCCGUGAGGAAGCUGAAGGAGAAACUAAGGACAUUGCAGCAGCAAGGGGAGGAGUCAUUCCUACAGGGUGAAGAGCUUCACGACCGACUGCUAAAUCCUCGAAGUGUGGUGAGCAGGCAUGUUCUUCGUGAUAGCAAACUGGAGGAGGAAGUCAAACGGCUUCAAAUUCAAAUCGGUCAUCUUGAGAAUGUGAUUUCCAGUCAGCAGGCUGACCUUGCUAAAUGGAAGAACAGAGCGGUCAAGCUGAAGUCCAAAGCCAAAAGGGAUGGUCAGCCUUCCCCGCCCCAUACGCCCACCAAACCGGGACAUUGUGCUUACCCCGACCCCUUGCUUCAGUCACCAAAGAAGUUCUUAGUUGCGCCCCAGAAGGUGCUGGAACCCCCCAUUACGCUGGUGGAUUCACCAAAAAUCCCACUGCUUGACUCUCCAAAAAGCAAAUUUUUCGACAUUGCUUCAAAUGCAGACCUACUCGCCAGAACCUAUCCCAGGCAGUUCUUUGAUAACUCCAGUCUUGGAACCACUGCAGAUGCCAACCCGGAUGAAAGCUGCUCUCAGCCUCCAAGGCCAGAUUGUAUAACGCAGUAAACUGGUGUGUUUACUUCAUGUUGUUUUCAACUGUUGUUUUUUAAUCAGUUUUUUUAAAAAUUCAAUUAAAACACUUUUAUUA